CAGCGCUCAGUUAAGAGGAGAACGCCAAGCGCACAGCAAUCAGCACCGAAAUAUCAGCAUCGAAAUAUCAGCAAAUAAAUAUUAGCUGUUCUAAACCAGGAGGGCAAACUGAACUUGGAGCAAAGAUUUAGUUCGGAACGGAAGUAAAGCUCGGCAACAAGUGCAAACAAUUAAAAGCAGUUAACUAAAGUGCAACGGUGAGAGACGAAAGUGUGGCUCCUCAACAGCCUCAGCUGCCUGAAGUGCUUGGCCAACAUAAUGAGUGCAUGUGCAUGCGAAAGAUUCAUUUCGGGGCUAACGCUGCGUAUACGUAAUGUGUAUCUAAAACUGGGCAUAUACUAUAGCCUUGCUUCGGUUCAAUUUGAUAGUUCGGGCCCCGAAUUCUAUAGUGCUUAAGCUUUUCUCGGCUUUCGGUAUCUGCAUGCUUUUGUGUAUCUAUUAAAAUAAGAUUUUAGCUGGCAACAAGUCGUCGUCUCAAUGCCAACUUGUUUACGUUGUUAAAAUUGGAAUUUAGAAAAAAAAAAAAAAUAAAGCAGUCUUGAUUAAUGCAAGAAUGCAUUAAACAUUCUAAUUACCAUACUAAUUCACAGCCUAUACUUAAGCAGCGCACUCGAUGGGAAAACGCUUUAAACUAUUAAUACCUUAAUACCUUAUUAUUAUAACUAUUAUCAUCAUCGUUUUGCCUAUCAAGUAAUUAGUAUUCAAUGUCGUUCAUUUGUCGUGUUUGCAGCGAUAGCAUUUUUUGUUUGAGCUGCUGCACUGAUUAGCACUAUCUUCAAAAACGCACUUCUAUUAAUAACACUUUCAAUAAUCGCACAUUCUUUCAUAUUAGCUCUAACCAUUCGAGUUCAUAUCAUUGCAAAAGUCAAACGAAAAGUAAAUCUCUGAAAUGAGCCACAUACCCAUUAGUAACACAAUUCCAACAAAACAAACUGAUGGUAAUGGUAAAGCUAACAUUUCGCCGGAUAAGCUGGAUCCCAAGGUUUCGGUAUGUCUAUUGGGUUUAGGUAUAGAGCCAACAAUUAUGCACGUCUGAUAACCAAAUACUUUUGCAUCCACAUCAAGAUCGACAUGGAGGCGCCGGAGUUCAAGGAUUUUGCCAAGACAAUGGUCGACUUUAUAGCCGAAUAUCUGGAGAAUAUACGCGAAAGGCGCGUUCUGCCGGAAGUGAAGCCUGGCUACCUGAAGCCAUUGAUUCCGGAUGCUGCGCCCGAGAAGCCGGAGAAGUGGCAGGAUGUGAUGCAGGACAUCGAGCGAGUCAUCAUGCCGGGCGUGACACACUGGCACAGUCCCAAGUUUCAUGCCUACUUCCCCACGGCCAACUCGUAUCCAGCGAUCGUUGCGGACAUGCUGAGUGGAGCGAUUGCCUGCAUCGGAUUCACGUGGAUCGCCAGUCCCGCGUGCACGGAACUCGAGGUGGUCAUGAUGGAUUGGCUGGGCAAGAUGCUGGAGCUGCCGGCAGAGUUCCUGGCCUGUUCGGGCGGCAAGGGUGGCGGUGUCAUCCAGGGCACGGCCAGUGAGUCCACACUGGUGGCUCUGCUGGGAGCCAAGGCCAAGAAGUUGAAGGAGGUGAAGGAGCUCCAUCCGGAGUGGGAUGAGCACACCAUCUUGGGCAAGUUGGUGGGCUACUGCUCGGACCAGGCUCACUCAUCCGUGGAGCGGGCUGGUCUUCUGGGCGGAGUAAAGCUCCGUUCCGUGCAGUCCGAGAAUCACAGAAUGCGUGGUGCUGCCCUGGAAAAGGCCAUCGAACAGGAUGUGGCCGAGGGUUUGAUUCCCUUCUACGCGGUGGUCACCCUGGGCACCACCAACUCCUGCGCCUUCGACUACUUGGAUGAGUGUGGACCGGUGGGAAACAAGCACAAUUUGUGGAUCCAUGUGGACGCUGCCUAUGCCGGAUCCGCUUUCAUUUGCCCCGAGUAUCGCCACCUGAUGAAGGGCAUCGAAUCAGCAGACUCUUUCAAUUUCAAUCCACACAAAUGGAUGCUGGUGAACUUUGACUGCUCGGCCAUGUGGCUGAAGGAUCCCAGUUGGGUGGUCAACGCGUUCAAUGUGGACCCUCUUUACCUGAAGCACGACAUGCAGGGAUCAGCUCCGGACUAUCGUCACUGGCAAAUCCCACUUGGACGGCGAUUCAGGGCACUGAAGCUCUGGUUCGUCCUCCGGCUGUACGGUGUCGAGAAUCUCCAGGCCCACAUCCGCAGACACUGCAACUUUGCCAAGCAGUUCGGGGAUCUCUGCGUGGCGGACUCCAGAUUUGAACUGGCCGCCGAGAUCAAUAUGGGAUUGGUCUGCUUCCGGCUGAAGGGCAGCAACGAGCGGAACGAAGCUCUUCUCAAGCGAAUCAAUGGACGCGGCCACAUCCACUUGGUUCCCGCCAAGAUCAAGGAUGUCUACUUCCUGCGCAUGGCCAUUUGCUCGCGAUUCACCCAGUCCGAGGACAUGGAGUACUCGUGGAAGGAGGUCAGCGCCGCUGCCGACGAGAUGGAACAGGAGCAGUAAAGUGGUUGUGCAGGUCUGUUCCGUGUUUAGUAUAUAAAUUAAUAUAGUAAACUUAAAUUGGACCAGUAUGAUAUAUAAUGCAUUGUGACUUGGAACCCGGAACAGACCAUACACUUUCCACUUGCGACAUGUUUAGGGAAUUUACAUCGCAACAAAAGAUGGUUCGUCCAUCGCUACAUUAUAUUUAUAGUAUCCUAUCAUUGUAUCAUUGAUGUUGUUCAUGAUUUUUAUUGUUAACGUUAUGCGCCUAAUUAAAACAAAUGUAUUCUGCUUAAAAAUACAAACGAAUUGUAACUAU
Molecule: messenger RNA, 2797 nt
Organism: Drosophila melanogaster (fruit fly)
Lineage: Eukaryota; Metazoa; Arthropoda; Insecta; Diptera; Drosophilidae
Gene: Ddc
Product: dopa decarboxylase
Exons: 2
Coding region: 1072-2499 (475 amino acids)
Biological process (GO): amino acid metabolic process
Molecular function (GO): aromatic-L-amino-acid decarboxylase activity; L-dopa decarboxylase activity; pyridoxal phosphate binding
Source: RefSeq, marked reviewed